Messenger RNA from Verticillium nonalfalfae, 525 nucleotides. RefSeq lists its product as uncharacterized. The coding region runs from base 1 to 525 and encodes 174 amino acids. NCBI's taxonomy places the organism in Eukaryota, Fungi, Ascomycota, Sordariomycetes, Glomerellales, Plectosphaerellaceae. The record is from RefSeq and is a predicted model, not a curated record. The transcript has 5 exons.
AUGGAUCCACCGCCUCCGCCCCCUUCUACUCUUCCUCUCUCUUUCGAGCACCAGGUCAGUCUCAUCACGAGCCCUCAGCCCCGCUUCCGCUUCCGCUUCCGCUCCCGCGCCACAGAAGACUCGCGGCAGUCGACCUGCCCCUCCUCCCUCCUGGCGAUGGCGAUGGCGAUGGGGACGGAGCAGGGCAAGACAUGGCAGCCGGGUGCUCCGCUUGGCCCAACGUUUGCGAGAGGCUUGGAUCUGCAGCUUCUCCUCCUGACAAAAGAGGGCCUCCUAAGGCCUGCCGAGAUUGACAUCGACACCACUGUUGUGGACAUUAUCACCGUCAACGUAUGCCCGUGCGUCACCCGUCUUGCCGAGGCGAUAAGCGACCUCAUCUCCCGUUUUGCCCUCCUCGCUAUCAUGAAAAUCAGUAAAGCCUGGAUGCUUGGCGGGCGCCGCUACGACGCGACCCUGGCGAUUGACCAGUUUUACAGCAUGGACUUCGAUAUGGGCUUUGUCUACAACCAGACGGCCAAAGCUUGA